AUGUCUUCGACAAAAUUAGAGAAAACCUUGAGUUAAAUGGACUAGUGCCUUUUAGAGUUGACAUCUAAAAUUAGUGAAUUUCAGACUAAGAAUCCAAACUUUGAACUAGCUGCUAGUGGCUCAGCCAACUCUAGAGUUGAUAAUACUAAGAUUAAUCUAGCAUUUGCUUUUGGAUUGAACUCUCUCUACUAUUCAUUAUUGAGAAUUUAAAGCACAAAGUCUAAUGCGAAGUCUCAUCCAGUUCAUCAGCAAAUAUAGGCAGUACGAGAUCAUUAUCUCAAACUAGAUAGUGUUUAAAAUCCCAGGAAAAAGAGACAAGACAAGGAAAAGAACAAAUAGGAAGAUUAUUAGUACUAAUAGAGGAAUCAAUCUGGGCUCGAAAUCAACAAAGAGGCAGCCAACAGAAUAAUUCAAAGAACUGUGAAUGAAAAUAAAAGGAUUAUAAAUAAGCAAGAACUUGAGGAGUUAGAAGCUAAAAGAAAAAGAUUCAAGGUUUCUAGCACAGAUUUUAUUGAAAGCGAGGAUAGUGAAAAUGAUGAGAGUGAGGAAGAAUAGAAGAAUGCCAGUCUUAUCUAAUCGAAAUCCGCCUAGAAAAAAUAAGAUUAAUCCAAUGAUUCAAAUAGCAGUGAUUCGGAAGAAGAUAGUAAGUCAAAGGUUAAGGAUAAAGAUCUAAAGAGUACGCUAGCACAGAAAAAGAUAGUAAAGUCUCAAAAUGUUAUGCACGGAGCAACAGUAGUGCCAGUUCCAGCUUUUAUCAAGCAUAGAAAGCUCCUCGAAAAAAAAUGA
Messenger RNA from Stylonychia lemnae, 786 nucleotides. The record is from the annotation of a GenBank genome assembly. Lineage: Eukaryota; Ciliophora; Spirotrichea; Sporadotrichida; Oxytrichidae.